Neltuma alba is the source of this 1081-nucleotide messenger RNA. Its product is annotated as transcription factor MYB4-like. Bases 260 to 970 code for a protein of 236 amino acids. The record is from RefSeq and is a predicted model, not a curated record. Lineage: Eukaryota; Viridiplantae; Streptophyta; Magnoliopsida; Fabales; Fabaceae. The transcript has 3 exons.
AUAAGACGGGUCAUCAGCUGGUGGCCCAUCUUCCCCGUGAUCGCCAUGUCUUCCAAAUUUGCGUGCUUUUACAAAGAGAGAACCACAGUUGAAAACCCCGCAUAAAGUAAUACUAUUGGGAUUUGAAAACCAUGCAAUUCAUUUGGACCGUAUCUAUAUGUUCAUUAGCUUAGAGGAGAGCUGCCUAUAGCACAGCCCACUGUCUGGCCUGUAAGUUCUUCAUCACGCUAGUUCUUGCAGAGAGCCUGGUUCCACUGCGAUGACGAGGACUCCUUGUUGUGAGAAAAUGGGAUUGAAGAAGGGACCGUGGACUCCUGAAGAAGAUCAGAUUUUGAUCUCUUACAUCCAACGAUAUGGGCAUGGAAACUGGCGGGCUCUUCCUAAACAGGCUGGUUUAUUGAGGUGUGGGAAAAGUUGCAGGCUUCGUUGGAUAAAUUACUUGAGACCUGAUAUAAAACGAGGGAAAUUCAGCAAGGAAGAAGAAGAAACCAUCCUCAAACUGCAUCAAAUUCUUGGAAAUAGAUGGUCUGCUAUUGCGGCGAGAUUGCCAGGACGAACAGAUAAUGAAAUAAAGAAUUUUUGGCACACCCACCUGAAGAAGAGGCUGGAAAGAUGCGAAGUGCGUAAAGUAAGUGCGCCCUCCUCUUGGACACAAGCAUCUUCGAGCAAAGGGGUCGUGAUGCUACCUAUGCCACAGUUAGCAGUAGCAGCCUCGGAAUCAUCAAGUUCUGCUGAUCUUGGCUUCACUGGCAAAGUUCUGAUGAGUGCUAAUGAGGGUUUAGCGUCAAGGAAAUAUGCGGCCACGGUGGAUUCAGGAUUUCAUGGCGCACAUUCUGGUGAUGCAUCUGGGGAAACCCUAGGCGGCCAUAGAUCUAACAACAUCAGUGAAGAAAUGGAAUUUUGGUAUGAUCUAUUCAUGAAAGCCGGACAGCCGCCGCAAGUGCAUGCAAAUCUCGGACAGAUUGCAUGAUUUUUUUUUUUUAAAUAUAAAUCUUGUCGUGCUUGUGUACAAAGUUUAAAUUCACUUCAGCAUCAAUAUAAUAAAUGUUGCCGCAAAGGCAAAAAAAAUUAGUUUAAAUUC